UACACAAACGGAAACGCGUCGAUGAAACAGGGUUUCUUUCUUAUUAUUCUAAACGGGAGUUGUUUGUUUAGCGGGGAAAGUUAUGUGGGUUCAAAUAUUUUCUUUACAAACAUAUCUUAAACUUAAAAACAGAUGAGUUUUAUUUCGCGGGCUACGACGAGAAGUUAGCAGCGACUCUUCCGGAGCUGGAUGUCUGUGAUCCUGGAAGGAUGCAUGUUUUUCAUAAAAACUCAUCCUACCUCUCAAACUUCAGGCUGGAAACUGGUGGAAACCUCGAACACGAGAGACAGAGUUUGGUUCAAGAGCAGAAGUUGUGCAAAACCCGAGCUCGCAAAUUUUCCCUGGAAACCAACCGUCGGAGAAAGGCUUUGGAUGAAAGACGGAAGCUGUGGGACGUUCAGGAGAAACGUCUGAGGGAGAACAUCCUGCAGCAACGCAAACAACAAGUACAGGAGGCAACCGAGCGCUUCCAACGGGCCCAUCUACCUCCUCAGAGAUACAGGCCAUCUCUCAGAAGAGACGCUCCAAAUAUUGAAGAUGCACUCGAUCAAAUCCAUGGCAACUUGAGUUCACACGGUCAGCAGUCCUCUCUGUCCAGCACCACAAAUAUUAGCAGAAGCAGCACUCCAUCACCUGCACCUCCCACAGCUCCUAAGUUCUCCCACGGCCAAGCGCUGUCUGCGGUGGAGGCUUACGUUAACCUGCUUCAGGAGCAGUGCGGGGUAGAAACGCUUCAGCAUCUGCAGGGCAGCCAUGACUCUGAUUGUUGUAUUUCUGAAAGCCUUUCGAGUAAGGACAGCUUGGAGGACGAGGACUCAAACCAAAACCCAUCAAGUCUGCAUCCCUGCAGCUCCUUGUUUUUACUCGACUCCAAGAAGGCCCAUUCACAGCAGAAGCAACGUGAUUUGUGUCCAACAUCAUUUUCUUUCUCAGCAAUGAUGCUACUUGAUGAAAAUCUAACCCAGCUUAGAAAACUGCACGAACCCAAACGAGCAAAACAGGAGGACUCUGAUUGGGCUAAUAAUGGCACGGUUGUUUCUGAGGCUUUGUGGGAUUUCACUUCCAUGGAGAAAACACCUAAAACAGAGAAGUGUCCCACACUACAUAACACUGACUUGGUAGCUCCUUGUAAACUUCCUAAAGAGGAUCAAGAUUACUAUGAAGUAAAAUUCUUACAAAAUAAUCGUGACAGCAACCUCGUGACAAACAGAGUGGUUCUUGGCAACCCUGAUGAGUCUCCAUAUUCCAAACCAGAGGCUCCAUUAAAUCUCAGAGAACAGAGGAUCCUCCAUGACGGCCAAUUAAAAUAUCUAUCCUCUUCAGAUACUCCUUUCCCUUCCAAAAAUAGCAGCAGCAAAGGCAUUCAUUUUGAGAAUCCCCCCAAAAAUAACGCGGACGAUGAUGUCACUAACAACAGAGUCCUUUUGCCCACAGAAAAAGAAAACUACGUGUCAUCUCGGAAAAUGCCCUGUGCUUCCAUAAAUGACCUCAACAAGGUUUCAAACUCAGAAUGUAAAACUGAGAAGGCCGUGAAUGCAGAAUCCCUGUCGAACACAAGCUGGUCUAUGGUUCCAUCAGAAAGGCACGCGUCUCCUGAGGAGGCCAAAACAAACGUACCUGUUUCAGCGGCCACACCUCCGUCAGUGUGUAAAGUCAAAGUCAUUAAAGGAAUUCUUAAAAAACAGUCCAAAUCCAUGCCAAGAGACACUUCCUGUACACGUGGCUCAGACUAUAUGAGUUUUGCCAAACAUGUAGCAUUAGCAUUAAGAGAUAGUGUUGAAUUAACAAGAGCAAAAAACAAAGAUGUGCAUGUCAGCAGCACUGUAAGAAAGAAGCUGCGUUGGUUUGACGAGGUCCGGUUAGGAGAGGACCACCAGCCGAGCCUCACUGAAGGGUUGAGGUCUCCCAAGCCGGGACCCAACAUGACCCCUGCAUCCUCCACUGGCUAUCACUUUACAAAAGAAGCCUGGGCAGAUGUUGGGGUUCAGGUCAACUUGCCCCAGGAACAAGCCGACGGGGUCGAGGUGGCGCACAGCAGCGCCAAGAACAGCGGCGGCCCCAGAGUCCCUCAGAGAGCCCGCUCUUCCAGAGGAGGGGGUCCUGUUUUCCUACGGACAAGAAGGGGCACUGUUAUACGACCUCAAUCUGCCACUGAGGUGAGUCAGAUUGCCAAAACUCGGGGGGGAAUCAUGCCCCGCCCUCCUCCUCGGACAGAGAAAACGCUGCACGUCGUCAGGACUCCAUCUGGCCUGAACCCUGCCGGCUUCAAGCAUAAACAGGCCCUGGUUAUGGAGGAGGCCCUGCCCAAGAACAACUCGGGGAGGAUUUUCUCACCUAAGGCACAUGAUGUCAUCACAACAGAUAGUACUGUUGUGUACACAACUCUGCCACACUGCUUCCUGUCAGAGGGCAACACCAAAGGCGUGCCCAUUUCAGGUCAUCAGGAGUUUCAUCACAACAGUGGAAGAUUGUCGGUGUUCAGAGAAAAAGGCCUUUGUUUGGACGUCACUCCCACAGAUGAAGAGAUUUCACAGCUCUGGCAUGGUGUCCGCAGUGCCCUGAACACAAAGGAUGACAAAACCACACUUAAAAGGCAAGCCUUGGAGGGCAGGCAGGCGUCCCAGAAAGCCAGCUCUGGCCAGGGCAGACAGCCUCCUGGCUCAGCCAACAGAAGACUUCUUCAGACCUCUCAGCCUGCAAAGCAGAUCACUGAGCUACUCCGAGCAUGUCCAAGUACUCACUACACUAACUUAAAUGAAGGUUUUGAGACCACAGCCCAGUCAGCGCUUGAAGGCCUGCUGAAGGGGAGUCAGGCUGGGGGUGCCAUGGAGGUCCCUCAAACACCGGGGCCUGGAAGAGAGCAGCGUCAGGAGAUCACCACCAUUUCUUUGGAGGAGAAGAAAAUCCUUCUGUCUCUAGAGAAACUGAACCAGCAGCUGUCCUAUUUUCAGGAACACAGGGGCCAUGAUGGCGCGCGUGGUCUCACAAUUAUUGACGCACCUUUUACAAAAGAAAUGAAAGGCACAAACUACUCCAAGCACCGCCCUGUCCUGUACCACAAGAAAGUCUGACUUUUCCUCUGGUCAGAGCAAAAACAACACUUUAUCUCAAAAAAUAUAUCAAUUUAUUUAUUUUUAUUUUUCAUAAAACCAUGUUGGAAGUUUUAUGAAGCUACUUAUAACUAAGGCACUCAGACUGUUAAUGCUUGUGAAAAACAUUUAAAAUAAACCUGUACGCACUUUAAGUAUAUACGACGGAGCAUACAGAAAUUGUUUCAUUUUGUAAAUUAAAAACAGAAUUUAAUGAAAACUAGUAUCUUGUCAUUACAUUGACAGCAAAUUAAAUAAAAUUUGUCAAGACAUUGUUA
Molecule: messenger RNA, 3367 nt
Organism: Austrofundulus limnaeus
Lineage: Eukaryota; Metazoa; Chordata; Actinopteri; Cyprinodontiformes; Rivulidae
Gene: cep126
Product: centrosomal protein 126
Exons: 11
Coding region: 210-3071 (953 amino acids)
Biological process (GO): non-motile cilium assembly; mitotic spindle organization; cytoplasmic microtubule organization
Cellular component (GO): midbody; centrosome; ciliary base
Source: RefSeq, a predicted model, not a curated record